Pseudomassariella vexata is the source of this 870-nucleotide messenger RNA. RefSeq lists its product as uncharacterized. The record is from RefSeq and is a predicted model, not a curated record. The transcript is spliced from 6 exons. NCBI's taxonomy places the organism in Eukaryota, Fungi, Ascomycota, Sordariomycetes, Amphisphaeriales, Pseudomassariaceae. The coding region runs from base 195 to 848 and encodes 217 amino acids.
GGGCCAUGACCCUGUCGUGGACAUUGUCGCCAUCCAUGGGCUCAAUGGCCACCGAGAGAAGACAUGGACUGCAUCCGACGGCGUCCAUUGGCUCCGCGAUCUCCUUCCGAGCGACGUACCAAACGCCCGAAUCAUGUGCUAGGGCUACGAUGCGAACACUCACAACAGCUCUCGUGUGAGCUGUCUAUAUCUAUAUGACCAUGCACUCAAUUUGGUAUCGGAAUUAUGCCGGAAGCGGCAAUCGACAGAUUCGACGCAACGUCCGAUCAUAUUCAUUGUGCACAACCUUGGCGGAAUUAUCGUCAAAAGCGUUGAUCCACUCGGACGCCUCACGAAAAAACGCGUUAGCGGAGCACCGAUCUAUAAAGGUCUCGACUUACGGCAUUAUGUUCAUGGGCACUCCACACCAAGGCGGCAAUGGCGUUCGGCUGGGAAAGCUGCUAACCAAUAUUGCCUCUCUCUUUGUGGCGGCCGAUGACCACAUCCUCCGUCAUUUAGAGAAGGACUCGGAGUGGCUACAGAAGCAGCUGGGACAGUACGGGCCGAUCAGCGGGGACUUUGUGACGAAAUUCAUCUACGAGGAGUAUGAAACCCCCACUGCGCUGGGCCUCUCGAUAAUGGUUGUACCUCGCGCAUCAGCAGUUGUACCAGGCCAGGCAGACGCUGAGCCUGUCGUCAUUCAUUCGAACCACAAAAAUAUGGUCAAGUUCAAUUCGAGGACAGAUGACGGAUAUAUUACCCUGCCGGAACAUUUAAUGAUCAUGAUGAGAGCUGCCGGCAACAGUAUUCGGUCGCGGUGGCAGGUAGCGGUGGCAGGUAGCGGCAAGGAUCGACGAUGCUCGAGAUGAUAAUUCUCGCAAUGAAUUCUGC